Molecule: messenger RNA, 2191 nt
Organism: Drosophila serrata
Lineage: Eukaryota; Metazoa; Arthropoda; Insecta; Diptera; Drosophilidae
Product: organic cation transporter protein
Biological process (GO): transmembrane transport
Cellular component (GO): membrane
Molecular function (GO): transmembrane transporter activity
Source: RefSeq, a predicted model, not a curated record
UCAGCUCCAGAGCUCCAUCAUGGUUCGAUUUCUCGGUGAGCGGCACAGUUCGCAGUUAGCUUUUUGCCAGUUCAAAUGCUGCCGGCGGUCGGAAGAGUUGAAAGCUGAUCGAGCGCACCGUCCGCGGGUUUUCCUUUCGAGCACGUUGUCUGUCUCGGCGUCUUCGCGAUUCGCAACUAUCAGUGCUCAAGUCCAUGUUUACUCCACUUCUCCGGAAGAUGAGAAUUUGUUGAAAGCAGACAGCACCGCAAGAACUUCCUCCAUUUAUCAUCCUCGAAUAUAUCACAAAUAAUCAUAAAAAAAACAAUAAACAAUGGCCGUGGAUUAUGUGCUGGAGGACCUCAUGGGAAAACUGGGGGAAUUUGGCAAGUACCAAUUCCUGCAAUUUUUCCUGCAGGUACUCUCCGGCCUCACCGCUGGCAUGCACAUGCUCUCGCUGGUCACCGUGGCUGCCGUCCCGGAGCACCGCUGUUUCAUUGAGAAUGUGGACAACAGCAGUCUAUCGAUGACGCCAUGGAACUCGAGUGCUAUACUGGCUGCCAUACCGUUGAAACCCAACGGAGAGCUCGACUCCUGCCACAUGUUCGAUCCAAGUGCACCGGGCACCAAUGCAACGGUGGCAUGCACAAGUUACGUAUACGACACGACGUACUACAAAACCUCACGCACCAUCGACUGGAACUUUGUGUGCGAACGCCGUUGGAUGGGGGCCAUUGUCCAGACCGUGUUCAUGCUGGGCGUGUUCACGGGUGCCGUCACCCUUGGCGGACUGGCCGAUAAAGUGGGUCGCAAAACGGUGUUCUGCUGGUCGGCUCUCAUCCAGCUGAUCAUCGGCGUGGGAGUGGCCUUCAUUCCGGAGUAUUUCUCAUUUAUGGUGGCACGCUACCUGCUGGGUAUUGUGGGAUCUGCGGGUGCCUAUAUCUGCGGUUUUGUGCUGACCAUGGAGCUGGUGGGACCCAGCAAGAGGACUGUGUGCGGCAUUACCUUCCAGGCUGUCUUUGCUGGUGGCAUUAUGCUGGUGGCCGGCUGGGGAGCCAUCAUCCAUGAUCGGCAGCUGCUUCAGGUGAUCUAUGGACUGCACGGCUGCCUGUUCCUGGGCCACUGGUGGUGGCUCGACGAAUCUCCACGCUGGCUGUGGAUGCAGGGUCGUGCCGCCGAGGCAGUGGACAUUGUGGCAAAGGGCUUGAGGAUCAAUGGCUCAGGCAUACCGGUGGACAAGGAGUACUAUGUGCAGAAGGCCAAACAGCAGGCAGCGACGCAGGAGAAGAGCAGCGCCGGACUGAGUGAUCUCUUCCGAACCCCCAAUCUCCGGAUGAAGACCCUGAACGUGUGCCUCUGCUGGUUUGCCAACUCCCUGGUUUACUAUGGUCUCUCGCUGAGUUCCGGCAAGCUGCACGGCAAUCCCUACCUGAUCCUGUUCAUCAUGGGCCUGGUGGAGUUCCCCAGCUACAUAACCAUUGUGUUUGUGCUGGAUCGCCUGGGUCGUCGUUCGAUCACCUCCACCCUGAUGCUGGGUGGCGGUCUGUGCUGCAUUGUGGCCGCCUUCAUUGCCCAAGGAAGCAGCACCUCCACGGCAGUGGUGAUGGCGGGCAAGCUCCUCAUUGCCGGAUCCUUUGCUGUGAUCUACAAUUACUCGGCGGAGCUGUUUCCCACCGUGGUCCGGAAUUCGGCCAUGGGUCUGGGCUCCAUGUGUGCCCGUCUGUCCGGAGCCCUUACGCCCCUCAUCUCGCUGCUGGACUCAUUCGAUCCCAAGAUUCCCGCCGUGCUCUUUGGCAUGGUGGCUCUGCUGUCAGGCUUCUGGGUGAUGUUCCUGCCGGAGACUAUGAAUCAGCCCAUGCCUGAGUCCAUUGAGGAUGGUGAGAACUUUGGCAAGGGUGACACUUGGUUCAGUCAGUGCGCCGGUCGCAAGCAGCGCCAGAAUAGUGUCUAUCCCGAUGAUCCCGAGCAGAUGGUGCCUCUCAAGAACAUCGAGAGGAAGUGAAGCUCGAAAAACCAAAGACGAUUGAUUGUCCCAAGUUCGAAAAGAACCAGUUCAAAUUCCUUGUUAUUCGCCUGUUUUUCUUUGUUGUUAAGAAUUCUUCUAUUGCUAUUGUACUCUUCUGCCUAGUUAGUGUAAGCUUUAAGAUUUGAUAUCAUCCAUUCCAUCUUGUUUUUGUGAAUAAAAAAGCCGCAGUGUUGGCCAGUUCUCUAA